This is a messenger RNA of Callorhinchus milii (elephant shark), 5181 nucleotides long. RefSeq names its product mitogen-activated protein kinase 8 interacting protein 3 (gene mapk8ip3). Gene Ontology annotation, cellular component: cytoplasm. The transcript is spliced from 33 exons. Bases 51 to 3989 code for a protein of 1312 amino acids. Gene Ontology annotation, molecular function: MAP kinase scaffold activity; kinesin binding; JUN kinase binding. Gene Ontology annotation, biological process: vesicle-mediated transport. Lineage: Eukaryota; Metazoa; Chordata; Chondrichthyes; Chimaeriformes; Callorhinchidae. The record is from RefSeq and is a predicted model, not a curated record.
CCCGCGGCGGCGGCGGCAGCAGCCCGGCUCGGGCUGGCGCUGCGGCGGCGAUGAUGGAUCUGGAUGACGGCGCCGUGUACCAGGAUGACUGCUCGGUGUCUGUCAUGUCGGACCGGGUGUCGGGCCUCGCCAACAGCAUCUACGGCGAGUUCGAGCGGCUGAUUCACAAGUACGACGAGGAGGUGGUGAAGGAGCUGAUGCCGCUGGUGGUGAACGUGUUGGAGAACCUGGAGUCGGUGUUCACGGAGAACCAGGAGCACGAGGUGGAGCUGGAGCUGCUGCGCGAGGACAACGAGCAGCUGCUGACCCAGUACGAGCGCGAGAAGGCGCUGCGCAAACAGGCCGAGGAGAAAUUUAUUGAGUUUGAAGAUGCGCUGGAGCAGGAGAAGAAGGAGCUGCAAACUCAGGUGGAGUCUCUGGAGCUGCAGAGCAGGCAGCUGGAACUCAAGUCCAAGAACUACUCCGACCAAAUGUCCAGACUGGAGGAACGGGAAGCUGAGAUGAAGAAGGAAUACAACGCCUUGCAUCUGAGACACACUGAGAUGAUACAGACUUAUGUGGAGCACAUAGAACGAUCCAAGAUGCACCAAGUCGGCAGCAAUGCCCAGUCAGAUGGAACGAUGACUGGAAAGCCCAGCCAACCACGAAGGAAAAGGAAGGAGCGACCAAACACUUUGGGCCUGUUCCCUGUGCUGGAUCUCCGUGGGCAGCCGCUUGAUCAAAUCACCGGCAAUAUUACGGAGGAUGAUACAUUGGAGUCUGAGCAGUCGUCUGCUGUGAACACCCCAAGUACUGCGGCCACCCCAAGCACCGCUGGGACAAAGUCUAACACCCCAACCUCGUCUGUACCCUCCGCAGCCGUCACUCCACUGAAUGAAGUUGUUAAUCCAAUCUACAACGGAGCUACCAAACUCAAGAACCAGAGAAAGGAGAAAGGUAAUAGCAGAAACAUGAAGGUCCAGGUCACCCAGGAGAUGAGGAAUGUCAGCAUAGGAAUGGGAAGCAGUGACGAAUGGUCUGAUGUUCAGGACAUUAUUGAUUCAACCCCAGAACUGGAUAUGUGUCAGGAUCCACGCUGCGACGGACCAGGAGGCAACAGUCCCACACAGGGAAUUGUAAACAAGGCAUUUGGGAUCAACACUGAUUCUCUUUACCAUGAGCUUUCCACUGCCGGCUCAGAGGUCAUUGGAGAUGUGGAUGAGGGAGCCGACCUGCUGGGGGAGUUUUCAGUGCGUGAUGAUUUCUUCGGAAUGGGAAAGGAAGUGGAAAAUCUCAUCAUGGAGAACACUCAACUUCUGGAGACCAAAAACGCCCUGAACAUUGUGAAAGACGACCUGAUUGCCAAGGUGGACGAGUUGUGGAGUGAGCAGGAGGUGCUGAGGGGGGAGCUGGAGACCGUCAGGCAAGCCAAGGCCAAAGCGGAGAGCCGGCUCAAGGAGCUGGAGGAUGAGCUGAAGAGAGUGAAGUCGGAAGCGAUUGUGGCCUUGAAUAGUAAAGAGGGGAAAGAAGAGCUGGAGGAUGUAAGUGACGAUGUGCAGGUGGCCCAGCGUCGCCGCUUCACACGGGUGGAGAUGGCCCGUGUGCUGAUGGAACGUAAUCAGUACAAGGAGCGGCUGAUGGAGCUGCAGGAGGCGGUCAGGUGGACUGAGAUGAUCAGAGCAUCUCGAGAAAACCCGACUUCCCAGGGGAAGAAGAAGUCGAGUAUCUGGCAGUUUUUCAGUCGUCUUUUCAGUCCAUCAUCUGCUGCCCAGCCGACCAAGCGCCCUCCUGUGCUGCAUUACGCCGCCCCCAACACCUAUGGCAACUCCGAGCUCUUCAAGCGCCGCAGUCACACCAUGUUCCAGCUCUCCACCACGGACCGCCGUACCGCAGACCUCCUGCCCGAGGAGGACUGUACCUCUUCCACCCGCCGGGAGCAGAAGCGGGAGCAAUACCGGCAGGUGCGGGAGUACGUCAAAAACGACGGGAACCGCCUACAGGCGUAUGGCUGGAGCCUCCCGGCCAAGUACAAACAGUGGAGCCCCAACGACAGCCAGGAGGACAACCGUAUGAAGAACGUGCCCGUGCCUGUGUACUGCCGCCCGCUGGUGGCCCGUGAUCCCACCAUGAAGCUGUGGUGUGCGGCCGGGGUGGACCUGACAGGCUGGAAGCCAGGUUUUGCGGACAUGGGCUGUGGGCUGGGCCGUUCCCGCAGCUGUGACCCUCUGACCCACGAGACAGAGAAGGAAGGAAAGACCAGCAGCAGCCAUAGCUCCCCAGAUAAAACCAGACAGGCCCACAGCACACAAGACGCCUCCAGUCGCGUGUGGAUCUGCACCAGCACCCACUCCACCAGUAAGAUUGUCAUCAUUGAUGCCAACCAGCCCGGGACCAUCAUGGACCACUUCACAGUGUGCAAUGCCCAUGUGCUGUGUAUCACCAGUGUGCCAGCUGCUAGUGAGAGUGACUAUCCGGCCGGAGAGAUCUAUUUAGAGGGAGAUUUAAAUCCAGAUGAAUCCAACGGAACAGAAGGGGUGCUGGCAGGAAUCACACUGGUGGGGUGUGCGACACGGUGCAAUGUCCCUCGGAGCAGCAGCACAUCUCGGAGCGACACCCCGACAUCAGACAAAGCACAGACUGAUGUGGCGACUGUCAAUGGUGGGAAAGUCAACCAACCACAGUCAGCGGAGGAGGCAACUGAAGCAACCGAGGCGACGGAGAACGGUGUCGGUGAUUGGGAGCCGGGGUCAGCACGGCCUGGUGCUUACACUGAGCACAUCUUCACUGAGCCAGCUCAGCCUGAGUCCCACAAAGCUCAGCUCAGGGAGAACGGCCAAUGUAAAGAGGAACAGAAGACAGAACAAUCAGAACAAGAAUCAAACUCUUACUCCAGCCCAUCGACUACAAGUGCUGCCCCGAGCAUGUGGCUGGGAGCACAGAAUGGCUGCCUGUACGUGCACUCUGCUGUUUCCAAUUGGAAGAAGUGCCUGCACACCAUUAAACUGAAGGAUGCCGUCCUCAGCAUUGUACACGUGAAGGGUCGUGUUUUGGUGGCACUCAAUAAUGGAACACUGGCCAUAUUCCACCGAGCUGAAGACGGUCAGUGGGACCUGAGUAAUUACCACCUGAUGGACCUGCGGCGGCCGAACCACUCCAUCCGCUGCAUGGCCGUGGUGCACGACAAGGUGUGGUGUGGUUACAAGAACAAAAUCCAUGUCAUUCAGCCUAAAACCAUGCAGAUCGAGAAAUCGUUUGACGCUCACCCGCGCAGGGAGAGCCAGGUGCGGCAGCUGGCCUGGAUUGGGGAUGGGGUUUGGGUAUCGAUCCGGCUGGACUCCACACUGCGCCUUUACCAUGCGCACACACACCAGCACCUACAGGACGUGGACAUUGAGCCUUACGUCAGUAAGAUGUUGGGAACUGGCAAGUUAGGAUUCUCUUUUGUGCGGAUCACAGCUUUGCUCAUCGGUGGAAACCGGCUGUGGGUGGGCACUGGAAACGGUGUGGUGAUCUCCAUCCCUCUGACUGAGACUGUGGUUUUGCACCGUGGCCAGCUGCUGGGGUUCCGGGCCAAUAAGACUUCCCCGACCAACAGUGAAGGGAGCCGGGCUGGCGGAGUGAUUCGCGUCUACGCUGAUGAAAGCAGUGACAAGGCCUCAGUGGGUAGCUUCAUCCCUUACUGCUCCAUGGCACAAGCACAGCUCUGUUUCCAUGGACACAGGGAUGCUGUCAAAUUCUUCGUGUCUGUACUCGGGAAUGUUCUGGAAACGCUGAGCGGGAGUGUGCUGGACAGCCCCACGGAGAAUCCUGGCCCCACGGGGACUGAGCAGGAGCAGAGGCUGCAGCCUGUGCUGGUGCUGAGUGGUGGCGAGGGCUACAUUGACUUUCGGAUCGGUGACGGCGAGGAUGAUGAAACGGAUGAAAGCUUGCCCACUGAAAUCAGACCAUCCUUGUCCAAAGCAGAACAAAGCCACAUCAUUGUCUGGCAGGUGGCAUAUGUGCCUGAAUGAGAUGCCACUCUUCAUUAUACUCAUUGUCUGAGCUCCUGCACAUCGCCCGGCCUGUAUGUACAAACCCUGCAUUGUCCCCGAGUAAACCCCAGGCAUACGGCAGCAUUCCUGAUCCUGCAUUUCCCAGCCUCCUCUUUGGAAUUGACCACAUUUAUAGUUUCCAGUGCACAGGUUCUGAACUCAGUUUGAAAAGAAAAGGAAAUCUGGAAAUUGUUUCCGAACAGUUAACACAACAGGCCUGAUUGGAGACCGACUCUUUAUUUAAUUUUUGACAAAGUCGUUUGCAGAUACAAGUGUUUGGCCGUGUAAUUGUCUUGAUGUCGAAGCACAACAGGGAAAAUUCCUGUGGCCACCGAGUGACGCUGUGGGCUUUCCCAUCACCAGAGAUGCUGCGCAGGUGGCCAAAGGAAUCCCCCCCCUCCCCCCCCGCCUGGAGUUGACUAUUCACACAGCCCCCACCCCCAUUCCCCCCCACCCUCUGAGCUGACUGUCCGGUCACUGCUGAGUUGUUAGGAGGCAGUAAUGUCACAAAGACAUGUUGGUCGAUACGUUGAAAUUGAUAUGUUUAAAAACCUGAUCUGCUCCGUUUCCCUCCUUUCAGAAAUCAAGUCUUACACCAACAGCUUCCAACAACACAGGCGUUUGUGGCUACUAAUGGCUUACCAGGGAGACCUUUCUCACAUGUUGGCUGCCACAGUGCCGGGGGGAGUGGGGGCUGGGGUUCCCCGUAUCUCUGAUGGUAACUGGUGACACAGAGAAGGGGGGGGAGGUAGAGGUUCCAUGUGAAAACCAAUUGUCCUCAGUCACCUGUAAAAGGGACGAUGUGUGUCUCCCAUCAUGUGAGGACGGAUUAUUUAUGAGGCUUUUGCUACCAGAGCUUCUCCAGGACGUGUGUCUGAGGCAGCUGUGCUGCAGGUUAAUUAGCAAACGUUUGAGAGGAAUUAUGAUUUCUUUGGCUGGACAGAUGUUCAGUGAACAUCUGAGAUGAGAGAGAUCGAUAAUGUCCCAGAUAAUGGGGUAGGAUUUUGUGUUGCAACAUUCCACUGAAAAUGCAAACCGAUUCCCGGCUUUGCACAGGCGACUUUUCAAACGUUUCCUAAUGAGAGGGCAGCACAGCCGUACCAUACACAGCUGGAGGAUUUGUUUGAAAACAAAAGAAGAAAAAUUAAUUCAUAUUCAAGGUCGAACAUUU